Messenger RNA from Daphnia carinata, 2148 nucleotides. Its product is annotated as prostaglandin G/H synthase 2-like. Gene Ontology annotation, biological process: cyclooxygenase pathway; response to oxidative stress. The coding region runs from base 24 to 2072 and encodes 682 amino acids. Gene Ontology annotation, cellular component: neuron projection; cytoplasm. Lineage: Eukaryota; Metazoa; Arthropoda; Branchiopoda; Diplostraca; Daphniidae. The record is from RefSeq and is a predicted model, not a curated record. The transcript is spliced from 5 exons. Gene Ontology annotation, molecular function: heme binding; oxidoreductase activity, acting on single donors with incorporation of molecular oxygen, incorporation of two atoms of oxygen; peroxidase activity.
ACCGUUCAUUCAAAGGCCAAAAAAUGAAUUUAUUGAGAUUCGCGCUUCUUUUAGUGUUUACCUUUUCAUUUUCGACCGUGUCAGGCACGGAAGGAUUCGAUCCUUGCUGUUCGUUCCCUUGCCAGAAUCAAGGCGUUUGCAUGUCCACCUCCAAUCAACAAGAUUUCACGUGUGAUUGCACCGGCCUGGAAUACUACGGCAAAACUUGCGAAACUCCCUAUUUAGGUCGUCGAUUGAAAAAUUGGCUACGGCCUUCGUUAGCGACGAUGCAUCAAUUGUACACGGGAUGGCCCUGGUUGUGGAAGAUCGUCAACAACGUGCCGUUCCUACACCGAGCCGCUAUGCGCUACGUCUACAUGAGCCGCGGAGCUUCGAUCGAUUCCCCACCUCGUUUCAAUAGCGGACACGAUUACAUCACGACCGAAUCGCAUUUCAACACGUCCUACUACGCCCGCAGUUUGCCACCAGUUCCGCAACAUUGUCCUACACCCAUGGGCGUUGCCGGCCACAAGGAAUUGCCGGAUGUCAACGUGUUGGCUGAACGUUUCUUCAAGAGGAAAGAGUUCAUUGCCGAACCUCACGGAACGAACAUUCUGUUUGCUUACUACGCCCAGCAUUUCUCGCAUCAAUUCUUCCGGACGGAUCGGGCCAGAGGUGCGGCCUUCACGAAGGGAAACGACGGCGUCGACGUGUCGCACAUUUACGGACUGGACAAGGGCACGCAAGACGCGCUGCGUUCGUUCAGUCAAGGCAAAAUGAAAGUGCGGAUGACGGACGAUGGCCAGCAAUUCCCUCCGUUGCUGCGCGACGCUCCCGGCGUGCACAUGAUCUACCCGCCGCACACGCCGCAAGACGAGCGUGUGGCUCUAGGACACGCCUUGUUCAGCAUGCAGCCCGGAUUGUUUGUCAUGUCCACCAUCUGGCUGCGAGAACACAACCGCAUCUGCGACGUCCUCCGGGCGGAGCAUCCGACUUGGGACGACGAGCGAUUGUACCAGACGGCCAAAUUGAUCGUCCUGGCCCAGAAUUUGAAGAUCACCAUCGAAGAGUACGUCCAACACCUGAGCCAGUACAAAGUUAAACUCAGCUACGACCCGGAAUUGCUCCGCGACCAGCCGGCCUUCCAGUUUUCCAACCGAAUUCACGUGGAAUUCGCCCACCUCUAUCACUGGCAUCCGCUCGCUCCGGACGCAAUCACACUCGGCAACAGCACCUACACGCUGGAACAAUUGAGUUUCUCGACGAAAGCAGUGGCCCAACACGGACUGGCCUCUUUCGUCGAAGCCAUCGCCACUCAACCGGCCGGAGCCUUGAGUCACAGCAAUCACGGUGCCAUGUUGCUCGAUCAGUUUAAAGACGUCGUUCUGCAAGGCCGCCAACUGAGGCUGCAGAGUUUCAACAAUUACCGCGUGCUGUUCGGCAUGCCCAAGUACACGAGUUUCAUGGAACUGACGGGCGGCGAUGUGGACAUGUCGCGACAGUUGCAACUCCUCUACGGACACAUCGACGCUCUCGAAUUCUAUCCGGGCAUGUUGCUAGAGAAAUCAGAAGCUUCCGUCACGCCUUUCACGAUGGUCAACAUCGGCGGGCCGUACGCCGUCAAAGGCAUGAUGGCCAACCCGAUUUCCAGUCCGCAAUACUGGAAGCCGAGUACGUUCGGUGGUGAAGUCGGUUUCAACAUCGUCAAGACGACCACCAUCCGCCAAUUGUUUUGCCGCAACAUGGCGCCACAAGAGUGCGGACAUAUCGGAUUCCACGUGCCGGAAGAGCGUCAGUCGUUCAACGUCGCAUCGUCCCAAACGAAUGCCAAUCACGUUCCAUUGCUGGAACCUUCGCCCGUUGCUCACUACGCCACCCAUGCUGGAAGUGACGCUUCGUUCAGCAGCAAGACGUUCUCGCCUCCGGCUGCCGGAAUGACGAGCACUCAGUACGCCGCCAAGUACCGGCCGUUGACGGUCGAUGAUUUGGAUUUCGUUGAUUGCCAACCUCCUGCAGCUCAUCAAUGGUCGAGGCCAGGAGCAGCUAGUCAUACGAAUAAUUAUUGUCGUUUGAGAGAGGCCCAUCCAAUUUAGACUCCCCUACCCCCCCCCCCUCGUGAACGUGUUAUCUCUCCAAUUCGAGUCAACUGCUCACGUAACGCAGUUCGUU